UUCAUUCUCAACUCAUAGGCUGUUAAUACAAUAAUAAUUUUUUAACUAAUUACAACUAAAUUUAAUUAACAUAUUUAUCCACAUAAUAUAUUUCGUAACAAUAAAUUUUAAAGUUAUAAUAGCUUGAUAACAACUUGUUGGUCAAUUAAAGAUUAACCGUCAUUGAAUAACCCACAAAAACUUUACAAACCUCCAUCUGUAGAUGUGAACAAGUAAACAUCGUCUAAUUCCUAAUGUCCAUCAUUUCCAGAACUAGAUUGCUACAGAAUUUAUUAUCAACAGCAAAGAGUCGGAGGUCAUUCACUACUGGAUUAGCUGUUUGUACUAAAAUGAAUAAAUUUGAUUUACCGGAAAGAUAUGUUGGGAAUGAUAAAAGUGUAUGGGUUGAAUAUAUUCAAUUGGCUUUAGAACAUAAACCCCUAAAUUUAGGACAAGGUUUUGCAGACUUUGCUCCUCCUGACUACAUCACUAAAGCAUUAGCUGAUAUUUCUCAGGGACCUAAUGUGCUCUUACAUCAAUAUACACGAGGAUUUGGACAUCCACGUUUAAUCACAGCACUUUCAAAAUUAUAUUCGAAACUAAUUGGAAGAGAAAUAAAUCCACAAACUGAAAUUUUAGUUACAUCUGGUGCUUAUGAAGCCUUAUAUGCUUGCAUAAAUGGACAUAUUGAAACAGGAGAUGAAGUUAUUAUCAUGGAUCCAUAUUUUGAUUGUUAUGAUCCAAUGGUUAGAACAGCUGGUGGGAUCCCAAAAUCAAUUCCUUUACGACUAAAAAAAACUUCUGGACCAAUUAGUUCAGCUGAUUGGGUUUUAGAUCCACAAGAAUUAGAAGCUUUAUUUAAUAAAAAAACCAAAAUGAUUAUAUUAAACACCCCACACAAUCCUUUAGGGAAAGUAUUUUCUUUAGAAGAAUUAACUAUAAUUGCUGAUCUUUGUAAAAAAUGGAAUGUUUUGUGUAUUUCUGAUGAAGUAUAUGAAUGGUUGGUUUUUGAACCAAAUAAACAUGUUAGAAUAGCUACUUUACCUGAUAUGUGGGAAAGAACUAUUACAAUUGGAUCUGCUGGUAAAACAUUUAGUGUGACCGGAUGGAAAACUGGUUGGGCUUAUGGCCCAGCAAAUCUGAUGAGAAAUGCUCAAGUUGUGCAUCAAAAUUGCGUUUAUACAUGUACUACUCCUAUCCAAGAAGCGAUUGCAAUUGGAUUUGAAAUUGAAAUCCCAAAAUUAGGUCAAGAUGAUUGUUAUUUCGUUUCUUUACCUAGAAUGUUAAAGGCGAAAAGAGAUUAUAUGGCGAAAUUUUUAAGUGAUGUUGGUAUGAUUCCAACUGUUCCUGAAGGAGGAUUCUUUAUGAUUGCUGAUUGGAGUCCAUUAGAAUCAAAAAUUGAUUUAAGUCAAGAAACUGAUCAAUAUAAAGAUUAUCGUUUUACCAAAUGGAUGACUAAAAAUAUUGGCCUUCAAGGAAUACCACCAUCAGCGUUUUAUAGUAAUGAAUAUAAGCAUCUUGGGGAGAAUUUGGUCAGAUAUUGCUUUAUCAAGACGGAUGAAAACUUGAAGAAAGCUGCUGAUAUAUUGCUUACUUGGAAGAAUAAGUAAUUAUGAAUAAUUAAAACGAACUUUAGCACAAAUAAAGAUAUUUUAUUACAA
This is a messenger RNA of Onthophagus taurus, 1640 nucleotides long. The record is from RefSeq and is a predicted model, not a curated record. NCBI's taxonomy places the organism in Eukaryota, Metazoa, Arthropoda, Insecta, Coleoptera, Scarabaeidae.